UUCCGCCUCCGCCGCGGUGCCGGGUUCCGUGCGGUGGCACCGGUACCGGCACAGGACCCGCACCGCGGCCGGGCCGUGCUCUGGCCCUGCCAUGGCGUCUUGCGCCGAUAUCCUCCGCAGCGAGUUCCCUGACCUGGACGGCGAGGUCUUCGCUUACGUGACGGGGAUCUUGCACGACGGCGGCGCCGACUUCGAGUCGGUGGACGAUCUGGUGGAGGCGGUGGGCGAGCUGCUGCGGGAGGUCUCGCAGGACACCAAGGAUGACGGCGCCAUCAGGGAGAUCUGCCAGCGCCUCUUCAACACCCUCCAGCUGGACGAGGGCCGGGCCCAGCGCUGCAGCCAGGUGCUGUUGGACGCUCCCAUCCAGCUCUCCCAGAUCACCGAUGGAUAUGCUGACAACAGCGUGGACCUGCUGCCAGGGCUGCUGCUGAAGAGAGGACAGACCUCGAUGGUGAAUGCCAAGAAACUGGAGAAGGCGGAAGCCAGACUGAAAGCCAAGCAGGACAAGAAGAUGGAGCGGGAUUCCCUGAAAUCAACUGGCCCUGUGGUCCUUGAGGAGGCAUCUGCCAGUCAAGCUUCCAGCAAGAAGGAGACUCGCAUGGAAUCAUCAGGCAAGAACAAGUCUUACGAUGUGCGCAUCGAGAACUUCGACGUGUCCUUCGGUGAGCGUGUCCUACUGGCGGGAGCAGACCUGAACCUGGCAUUUGGACGGCGCUAUGGGGUAGUGGGCAGGAAUGGGCUGGGGAAGACCACGCUGCUGAAGAUGAUUGCCAGCCGCAGCCUGCGCAUCCCUUCGCACAUCAGCAUCCUCCACGUGGAGCAGGAGGUAGAAGGGGACGAGACUCCAGCUCUGCAGAGUGUGCUGGAGUGUGACACCACCCGGGAGAGCCUGCUGCAGGAGGAAAGGGAUCUCACAGCUAAGAUUAAUGCUGGCAGGGGAGAAGGAACAGAAGGUACCAGGCUAUCGGAGAUCUACGCAAAGCUGGAGGAGAUUGAGGCAGACAAGGCCCCAGCGAGGGCGUCUGUCAUUCUCGCUGGGCUGGGCUUUAAUGCAAAGAUGCAACAACAGACAACCAAAGAGUUUUCUGGAGGCUGGAGAAUGAGACUGGCCUUAGCCAGAGCCUUGUUUGCCAGGCCAGAUCUCCUUCUGCUGGAUGAGCCAACAAACAUGCUGGACGUGAGGGCCAUUUUGUGGCUUGAGACCUACCUGCAGACCUGGCAGUCGACCAUCCUCGUGGUGUCCCAUGACAGGAACUUCCUGAAUGCAGUGGCCACCGACAUCAUCCACCUGCACUCACAGCGGCUGGACAUGUACCGUGGGGACUUUGAGAACUUCAUGAAGAUCAAAGAGGAAAGGCUGAAGAACCAGCAGCGAGAGUAUGAAGCCCAGCAGCAGUACCGCGAGCACAUUCAGGUUUUCAUUGACCGCUUUCGCUACAAUGCCAACCGGGCAUCCCAAGUGCAGAGCAAGAUCAAACUAUUGGAGAAGCUGCCAGAUCUGAAACCUGUGGACAAGGAGUCUGAUGUGAUCAUGAAGUUCCCUGAUGGCUUUGAGAAGUUCUCCCCCCCUAUCCUGCAGCUAGAUGAAGUAGACUUCUAUUACGACCCAAGUCACUACAUCUUUCGUUCCCUCUCCGUCUCUGCUGACCUGGAGUCCCGGAUCUGUGUGGUUGGGGAAAACGGAGCUGGCAAGUCGACCAUGCUAAAGAUCUUAAUGGGGGAGCUGGCACCAGUCAGAGGGAUCAGACAUGCUCACAGAAACCUAAAGAUUGGGUAUUUCAGCCAGCACCAUGUGGAUCAAUUGGACUUGAACAUCAGUGCUGUAGAGUUGCUGUCGAGAAAGUUCCCAGGGAAGACAGAGGAGGAGUACCGGCACCAGCUGGGGAGCUAUGGCAUCUCAGGGGAGUUGGCUGUGCGUCCUGUGGCCAGCUUGUCCGGAGGUCAGAAGAGUCGUGUGGCCUUUGCCCAGAUGACUAUGUCCUGUCCAAAUUUCUACAUACUGGAUGAGCCAACAAAUCAUCUGGACAUGGAGACCAUCGAGGCACUGGCAAAGGCACUGAAUAAGUUCCGGGGUGGUGUAAUUCUGGUGUCCCACGAUGAGCGCUUCAUCCGCCUGGUGUGCCAGGAACUGUGGGUGUGCGAGAACUCCACUGUGACCCGCAUCGAGGGUGGCUUCGACCAGUACAGAGACAUCCUGCAGGAGCAGUUCCGGAAGGAGGGUUUCCUAUAAGGGAGGCAGGAGCUGGACUGUGCCAGGGGCCGGAGCAUGAAGCUCAGCCGCCUCGGCAUCCAUCCCAACUGUGCCUGGCAGAGCGCUGAUAACGCUGCUGCCCGCAUGGACCGUCAGCCAUGCCAUCAAACUGCCACCUGAACUGCUCUCCCCUCUCGGGGCUGGGCAAAAGGACAGCGGGGGAGCAGGAGCCCAGUGCAGUGUGUGGCCGGGGCACACUGGGGCUCUGCCGACCGGGGCUGUGCCUGGAGCUGCUGCUCUGCCAAGCAGAGGGAAGGAGGUAUCCAUCCUGACCCCUCUCAGAUCAGCCCCAUGCUCUGGAGGGCAGGAGAGGAGCUGUUCUCCAUAUUUCUUCACUUCCUCCCACUCUGCCUUGUUCUUUCUUUUUGUGUGUGUGUGUGUUUAACUGGCCGAACACUAAUCAGGCUCCAUCACACGCCACUGUCUCCUCUGCUAUCCUGGAGGGAAGCGAGGCCUUUGCUGCUAAAAGUGACCCUGCCUCUUCCCCCAGUCCCUGCAGCCGGGGCCCGCUUGGUCUAUCCUCCCCAGGGCUAUGGUUCGUGGUGCCCAGGAACCAGUACCCGGCUCCCCACUCCUCUCCCCGCGAUGCUGCCGGUGCUGUCGCCUCACUGCCUGCCUUUGCUCUAAAACCCGCCCAGGGGUGGGCUGCCCGGGGGGGCUGAUCAACACCUCUCCCUGCUUGCCUGCGCGGUGGGCACUGUGUAAAUAAACCCGAAACGCAGUGGA
Molecule: messenger RNA, 2977 nt
Organism: Calypte anna (Anna's hummingbird)
Lineage: Eukaryota; Metazoa; Chordata; Aves; Apodiformes; Trochilidae
Gene: ABCF3
Product: ATP binding cassette subfamily F member 3
Exons: 21
Coding region: 92-2230 (712 amino acids)
Molecular function (GO): ATP binding; ATP hydrolysis activity
Source: RefSeq, a predicted model, not a curated record